AUGAAUAGGAAAAGCGAGUUUGGUGGGUUUAAGUUUCCAAAGAAGAUGUUUGAAAUUGAUCCAGACACAGGAAAAAUAAUUCCCCUGCCGCUAAACUUCGAAAGUGAUGAAACAGAUAAUUUAGAUAAGGUGGAUAAAAAGAGCAGCAACUUUAGUAAACUUGAACCUUUGGACUUCAACAAAUUAAGAAUGGAAAUAGAAGAAUCUGAACGUCAAAGUAAAAAAAGGAAAAUAGAUGCACCAAAUAGCGCUAAAAGACUUUUUACUUCAAUGGGACGGCAAACAGAUGAAGCACUAGUUAAUAAAAGAAGAUCUAAAAAUGUGGCGAUACCAAGAAAGAGUAAAAUACUACAAAAUCCAUCAUGUUCUCCGUUAUUAGAUAUGGAAGAAGUUGAAAAAGAUAUUUUAACUAAUAAAAAAACUCUAGGAAAUGUCCCGUUUAAACCUAUAGUAAAACAAAAUAAAAAAGUUACAAAUAGCAAACACGGUAGACAUACAUCAAAAAAGACUGAGUUAGAUCCUAAAUAUGCUAUAGAUAAAUGUAAAAAUAUCCCUGAGAUUCAGACAAAUUCUUCAGAUGAACCUGAGACUGACGACGCAAUGAAAGAUGAACCUAAAACUCCCGAUUCCAGCCGGGAAUUCCAUAAAUUAGAACUUAUUUGUAACGAUUCUCCAAUUACUAAUAUGUGCAACUUGAUGCAAGACACGGUGAUAAACAGUAUUAAAAAACCAAAACUUAAUAAUAAUUCUAAUUCAAACUUAACAGUAUGCAUUAAUAAUAUUGAAAAUAUAAUAAGAAACGAAGAAUUAAGUCACCAACAAUCCAUCGCUCAAUUAAAUCAGGCCAUACGAAACGAAAAAUUAACACACCAACAAUCUAUCGCUCAAUUAAAUAAUGUAUUACAAACUUUAAAGUCAUUAGUACCAGAUGAAAACCAUGAUAAAGAGAAUCAAAACUCGUCAGCCAAUAGACGUUCCGAAAGAUUGUUAAAAACUACCCCACUCAAAAAUACAAAGCUCUUGACAUCUCCUGCCAUAUUAAGAAGUGACGAUCUCAGAAAGAGUACUUUAAAAAAGAAUAUGGUUGCUAAAAAUCCAUAUUGUAAACAAAGUCCUCGAGUGCAAAAAGCUUUGGAACUUUAUAAUUCCUUACGAUCUCACGCUUCGGUUUUAGAAACGCCUAGAAGCGAUAGAAAAAAUUCUAAUUUGAGUUCUAGGAUCCAGUCACAGUGUCUUUUGUUACAAGAUACUCCAGUACAUCAUAAGUAA
Molecule: messenger RNA, 1269 nt
Organism: Diabrotica balteata
Lineage: Eukaryota; Metazoa; Arthropoda; Insecta; Coleoptera; Chrysomelidae
Source: the annotation of a GenBank genome assembly